AUGGAGACAGAAACAGAAGUUAAGGUAAACGGAGUUGCAGCUGGAGAGGAUCACAAUGUUCACUCUGAAUCCAACUCACACAGUGCGUGCGCGAGUACAGGAGGAUGCGCGCGCAAACUGCGGAGCUGCAUUCCGGUCAAUUACAAAGAAGAAAUCGUGCAGUUAAUUAAAUUAGCAGGACCUGUGUUUAUUUCACAGUUAAUGAUCUUCCUAAUCAGUUUCAUUAGCACAGUCUUUUGUGGACAUUUGGGGAAAACAGAGUUGGCAGGUGUUGCACUGGCCAUAGCUGUUAUUAAUGUCACGGGCAUUUCUGUUGGUGCUGGAAUGGCAUCUGCAUGUGACACACUGAUAUCUCAGACAUUUGGAGGAAAUAAUAUGAAGCGUGUGGGGGUGAUCCUGCAAAGGGGGAUCCUCAUUCUACUGCUAUCCUGCUUUCCCUGCUGGGCCAUCUUAAUCAACACAGAGUCCAUCCUGCUAGCUGUUCGACAGAGUCACAGGGUUGCCAGUCUUUCACAGUUGUAUGUGAAGAUAUUCAUUCCUGCCCUGCCUGCUGCUUUUAUGUACCAGUUGCAGGCACGGUAUUUGCAGAAUCAGGGCAUUAUAUGGCCUCAAGUGAUCACAGGAGUUGCUGGCAACAUCCUAAAUGCUUUAAUAAACUAUAUCUUUCUUCAUGUGUUCAACCUGGGUGUACCUGGUUCUGCGGCUGCAAACUCCAUUUCUCAGUGCUCUUUGGCACUUUUUCUUUAUAUCUACAUACGCCGGAAGGGUCUACACAAAGCUACAUGGGAUGGCUGGUCUCGUGAUUGCCUACAAGAGUGGGGUGCUUUUAUUCGUCUGGCUUUACCUAGCAUGUUAAUGCUUUGUGUGGAGUGGUGGACCUAUGAGAUUGGAGGAUUCCUGGCAGGACUGAUCAGUGAGGCUGAACUGGGCGCCCAGUCUAUUAUAUAUGAAGUAGCCACUAUUGCAUUCAUGUUUCCUCUUGGCUUUGGUGUGGCAGCCAGUGUGAGAGUUGGAAAUGCUCUUGGAGCAGGAAACACAUAUCAAGCUAAACUUUCCAGCAAAGUCUCCUUGCUCUGUGGACUCCUUGUCUCGUGUGUUAUUUCUGCAGUAAUGACAGGAUGUAAGGACUUCAUUGGAUACAUUUUUACAACUGAACAGGAGAUUGUGCACAGAGUUUCCCAAGUCAUGGCUAUGUAUGGAAUAAUUCAUCUGUUUGAUGCAACAGCGGGUAUAACAAGUGGUAUUGUCAGAGGUGCUGGAAAGCAACUGCUUGGUGCUCUGUGUAAUAUUGUUGGCUACUAUUUUGUGGGUCUCCCAAUUGGGGUGUCCCUCAUGUUUGCACUCAAAAUGGGAAUAAUUGGCUUGUGGACUGGGCUCUGUGUUUGUGUCUUCCUGCAGUCCAUCUUCUUUCUUAUUCUAAUCUGGAAACUUGACUGGAAAAAAGCAACUGAAGAGGCUUUAAUAAGAGCAGGAGUGCAGGCAGAAGAUGCCCAGAAGGAAUCCUACGCCUUAGAAAAUAAGUGCUCUGAGGAAGAUUUAUCACAGUCUCCCCAUCCCAGUGAAAAAAAACAGACUGAUACUAAAGUGGAGACUCAGGUCAAAGAUGAAGAACUAGCUGAGGAUGAAGCAGCGGUCACUGUGGGUAACGUGCUGACCACCAGACAACUGGUUGUCCGUCGAGGUCUGACUGCUCUCCUGAUGAUCCUCAUACUCGCUGGAGGGAUCGCACUAAAUGAGUUUCUUACACGCCUUCUCAGAUGAGCAGUGCCAACAUGUUACCUUCCU
Molecule: messenger RNA, 1785 nt
Organism: Trichomycterus rosablanca
Lineage: Eukaryota; Metazoa; Chordata; Actinopteri; Siluriformes; Trichomycteridae
Product: multidrug and toxin extrusion protein 1-like
Exons: 18
Coding region: 1-1761 (586 amino acids)
Biological process (GO): xenobiotic detoxification by transmembrane export across the plasma membrane
Cellular component (GO): membrane
Molecular function (GO): antiporter activity; xenobiotic transmembrane transporter activity
Source: RefSeq, a predicted model, not a curated record